AACUUUUCUUUGACUUUUGAAAUGCAGGAACCAACAUAAGUUAUAUGGCUCACGUCUGACAUCAUGCACCACCGGUGGCUGCUGUUAGUUGCAUGCUUUUGGGUAGUAUUCAUGUUCAUGGUUGCUACCAAGUUCAUCACAUUAACCUUCAAAGAUCCUGAUGUGUAUGGUUCCAAGCAAGAGCCAUUAAUACUGACAGCUAUAACUGAAAUAGACAAAGUCCGAGUGACGAAAGAGAAGAGGUUGUCUGGAGGAGAACUUCAGACAAUUGGAAAGUCCCUGCCUGAAGACCUUGUGCAUCAACCUCUGGUCCAUAUGGAAAGGCUUGAGCUUCUCAGGAAUGUGUGCCAAGAUGCCUCACUGAAAAACCUCACUCACACUACUGUUUCAAAAUUUGUUUUGGAUCGAAUAUUUGUAUGUGACAAGCACAAGAUCCUUUUUUGUCAAACUCCAAAAGUUGGCAAUACUCAGUGGAAGAAAGUGUUGAUCGUUUUAAAUGGAGCUUUUUCUUCCAUAGACGAGAUCCCAGAGAAUGUUGUGCAUGACCAUGAGAAGAAUGGUCUUCCACGCUUAUCUUCCUUUAGUGACUCUGAAAUUCAAAAAAGACUGAAAUUAUACUUCAAGUUCUUUAUUGUGAGAGACCCAUUUGAGAGGCUCAUUUCUGCCUUUAAAGAUAAGUUUGUCCACAACCCUCGAUUUGAACCAUGGUAUCGUCACGAAAUUGCUCCUGGCAUUAUUCGGAAAUACAGAAAGGACCGCACUGAAACGAAGGGGUUGCAGUUUGAGGACUUUGUGCGCUACUUGGGUGAUCCAAAUCAUCGGUGGCUAGAUUUACAAUUUGGAGACCACAUAAUUCAUUGGGUAACCUAUGUAGAACUUUGUGCCCCUUGUGAAAUAAUGUACAGUGUGAUUGGACAUCAUGAAACACUGGAAGAGGAUGCACCGUACAUUUUGAAGGAAGCAGGAAUAGACCACCUGGUAUCUUAUCCCACAAUUCCUCCUGGCAUAACAGUCUACAAUAAGACCAAGGUAGAGCGCUAUUUCUCAGGAAUAAGCAAGAGAGACGUACGACGCCUUUAUGCUCGAUUUGAAGGGGACUUUAAUCUUUUUGGCUAUCAAGAACCAGAUUUCUUACUAAACUGACACCUAGAAGCUGUGGAUAAAUGGAUCUGGUAGAUUAAACUGAAAUGUAAAAAUAGUCUUCUGCAUAAUAAAAGCUCCUGGUACUGUACUUUUUUUUCAGGAUUUGAAGAAAUGUCUCUUGUAUCUCUUGGAUAUCUGCCAUAGGAUGAACUAGGGACUGAAAAUUGUUAGCUACUGAAAAUAGUUUCAAUACUUGGCAUUGCAAUUCUUUGCAAGUAAAGCGUAUUAAGACAGUGUCAAACAUUCCUCUUUCCCUUAUCCUUACCAAUGGACCAAUAAUCUAUAAACGGACUUAAUUGUGAAUACAUUAUAAAGAACAUUUAGAAAGAGAAAGCUUUACAUUAGCUUUCUCUAAUGUAAAUUGUGUAUGGAUCAGAGUAUGAUAUUUCAAUAGAGAGCUUUGCCUUAGCUUUCUCUAAUGUAAAUUAUGUAUGAACCGGAGUAUGAUAUUUAGAAGUCAACAUGGGACCAAAAAUUGGCGAGUUUUUUAUAGAUCAGCAGAACAUUUCUAGAUUCUAAUGUAGACUGAAUUUAGACAUCCUUCUGUUGGUUCUUUUGUUACAGCCUUGUGACAGAUGUUUACUGCUGUUCAUUUAGGCCAUACAAUUGAAUAUUUCUAACUGAUAACCUCUGAAUUCCUAUGUGAUCAGAAGUCUUCUGCAAGUAAAGCUAUAGAUCCUAGCAAAAACUGAGGAGUAAUUACAAAUAUGGUGAGCACUUCUGUUAACUGAAGUGACUAGACACACCAAUAGGGUGCUGUGCAUUUCACCAUGGAUUGCUCAACCUCUCCAAUGUGCCAUUGGUUGCUUUAUUUUUCUAACAGUGAUGGCUAAUAUAAUGAUCAGACAAGCCAUGAAAUUAUAUGAAGGAGAGUUUCCCUAAUGUGUAAGAAGUGGAGAGACUGCAAGAAGCAGAUGCCUAUGGAUAUACGCUUAUAUAUCCUGUGCUCCAUUAUAUGCAUGGUGGAGGGCAUAAGUGACCCUAUGCCUCAUUGCAUGCACAAUACUCGGUAUAUGAAUGUGUGCAUUGACUAUUUCAGUGAGCAAAAUUUCCCAUCACUCUGGGAAGGAGAUGCCCAAAUGCCUCUUUUCACGAAAUGUAUAUUUCAGUUUUUCUUCCAUCCUUCCCACAACAUGCUUGUUGACUGUGUAAAAACACCAAUGAAUGAAUGGCACGAGUGUUAUGUUUGUGUGUAUACAUUUUUGAGGUUUUAAUAGCAAAAUAUAAAUUCCCAGAACAACAAUAAUCUUUUGCUUCUGUUGUCUUCGUCGGAUAACGGACAUCUUUUAAUUUUGUUCACCAGCAAUAAAAACCUCCUGUCGAUCAGCUUUGCUCCAGUAUGCUGCCAGGAGGAAGGAGUUAUUGGCAUUUUAACUGUCAAUGGGUCAGAAGUUGGGUUUGAAAAAUACUUUUGACAAAAAUAUUGUGGGAUCUUAACUAUAGUUCUGUCUUCACCUUCUUGGUAAGGUGAUAAAAAUUAGAAGAGUUGCAUUUCUUGAAUCUGGGCACAGGUAUAAUUCUCAAGGAUGUAUUUUAUAUUUGUAAACUUGAAAAAAGAAAACCAGUGCCAAAAACCUGCUGCUUCCUACAGAAAAGAAAGCUUGUAUGAGCCAGAUGAAGAGCCAUUCUACACAUUACACAGAGGAGGUAGAACUCAGCAUGGAUUGCCAUUUUACCAUAUGGUGUGAUCUGCCAAAAUGUAGCACGUUGCAAAGAGAACUUCUGUUUCAGCUCUUCCUGGUGAUAGAUAAGAAGGCUUUUAAGUGGGAGAACGUUAACAAUAACCUCCUACCAAUUUGUGCUCUGAAAUUAUACAGUUCCUGUUUCUACCUCUGUAUCAAGUGUAACAUGUAGUAUGGCUUUAAUUUAUGUAAGGCAGAAGGAUGUCUCACAUGACAGUUUCCUUGACAUGUAGGAAAACCACAUAUAAAUUGUCUUGUGUAUAGGAUACAUGUCUAUAUUGUCACAUACCACUGCACUUUCAGUUUUCCUACACAAAAGUAAUACCUGUGUUAAGGAAUUCAUUACAUGUGACGUUACUCUUUGUUACUGUGGUUAACUUAAAAAGACGCCCAAGGUGGCAAGCUUGAAAUGCGCUUGUCAUUCUUUUGGAAGGAAGGAUGCAUUUACAAUAUCUGCGGUACAUUAGGUCUUAAUGACAUUUCAUGUAACAGCUCAGUUAUUUUUAUAUGACGUGUUAGAAAAGUAUAUUGUUUAAUGCAUUUCAGGACUAAUGAGCUGAUUGUUACCUCUUGGCUGAAGUAAAAUGUAACAAUAUGAAAAUGUAUGGCAAGUUAAGGCCUUAAAAGCUAAUUCUAAUAGUAAUAAAAUGAAGUAUAUUGCCCCUU
This is a messenger RNA of Anolis sagrei ordinatus, 3491 nucleotides long. Lineage: Eukaryota; Metazoa; Chordata; Lepidosauria; Squamata; Anolidae. The record is from RefSeq and is a predicted model, not a curated record.